CCUUCAUCGCCGGGCCGCUAGUUUAUAGCGGAAAACUCAAUUACAAAUUUAUAUAGAGAUUACCCAUUAGUAAUAAUGAAGUUACACAUCUUAUUAUAUACAGUCCUUGUGCUGUGCAUAACAGAUAUUAUUGGUGCGCCAAGUGAAAAUGAGGCCCAACAUCAAAGGCAGAAGCGCCACAGCCUCAAACAUGGAAGAUGUGAUCCCACACUCACUUACCUCGGUCAAGGCGAACAAAUCCUCCAUGAGAUUCCGAUCAGACGGGAAAAAUUCUUCGUUCGUCCCCGUGCAACGUUCAGACGCGUUGUGCUUCAGUUGCGACUCGACAACGCCUUCUCUCCAAGCAACCCUAAGAUUUACGAACCUAGGAUAGAAUUCGAUCACAAUGAUUUGAAGAAGCUUAAUUUAAAAUCCAGCGAUUGGAUAGAAGUCGUAGCGGAAGCAUACAAGGCCAAGAACAUUUGGUUUGACUACUGGAUGCUGCGUCUCACCGUCCAGGGUGACUGGGUCAAAGAGGUUGAAGUACGGAAGUGGUGGAAAGUUUACUCGUUUGAUUCUUUAGUGAUAUCAGGAGAGGGUGGUGGUGAGUGGUCCUUUGACUGUUUCCCAGAUGAUGCUCUGCCGUUGCCUGAUGGUUAUCAAUCUUUGGAUGAUCUGGACCUUAGCGAUGACAGCGUAUGGAUGAUCGUCGCAAUGGUGGUCGGUACCAUCCUGAUCGUGCUGAUGAUCUCGUGCUCCGUCGUGUAUUGCAGACGAAAGAAGCAGGAUCGGCCAGGCUACGUUGAGAACUUCUUCACUAAGUCCAAGAGCUUCCGGAUGGCAUGUGCCAGAAAUCGGGACGAGGACAUCUACGAGGAGAUCGCCAUGCAGCGACGAAGUACGGUGUUCACGCUCUCGGACCUGCGCCGCUUGGAGGGAAUGCCAUCAGAACCUCCUCCACUUCCCAAGCCUAACGCCCAACGAAAUAACGUAACCACCGUCACAGCCCCUGUGCCCCUUGCCUUCAGUGACGUCCCUGAGCACGAUUGGUAUAAUAGUCUCGAGUCUCAUGCACCUCCCAGUCGAGAGGCCAAGUGUCAGCGACUCGACGAGAUGGGGAGAGACACGUGCACAAAUCCAGGACCAACACGAGUAGAGAAUACGUACUCAAACGCACCGAUGAACACCACAUCAAAAAAUGAUACUUACGUUGAUAUGAGGAGACUGAAUAAACACUGAUUUAUUCAGGUGUUAUAUAGGUGCUGGCUGUUCAUGUAAACUGUAAAGUUACUGAUUACGCACGCGGCACGAACAUGAUAGUAUAGAUGACUUGAAAAUACUGCGCAUUUUACUGUUUUUACUGUUUUGUAUUUUUAUGUAGAUUGUAGAAGUUAUGUCGGAGUUGUACAAUUUAAGUGUAUAAAAUGAAAAAGAAUUAGAAGAAAUGUAUUCGAUUGAGUAUUCUCUAAGUGGAAUUCUAGCAAUAAUCAUUUGUAAUAUACUACAAUUUGAUGCGAUGCUUUAUCA
Messenger RNA from Hyalella azteca, 1506 nucleotides. RefSeq lists its product as uncharacterized. The transcript is spliced from 2 exons. Bases 76 to 1218 code for a protein of 380 amino acids. NCBI's taxonomy places the organism in Eukaryota, Metazoa, Arthropoda, Malacostraca, Amphipoda, Hyalellidae. The record is from RefSeq and is a predicted model, not a curated record.